This is a messenger RNA of Clupea harengus (Atlantic herring), 4036 nucleotides long. RefSeq names its product kelch domain containing 8B (gene klhdc8b). Lineage: Eukaryota; Metazoa; Chordata; Actinopteri; Clupeiformes; Clupeidae. The record is from RefSeq and is a predicted model, not a curated record. Gene Ontology annotation, molecular function: protein binding. Gene Ontology annotation, cellular component: midbody; cellularization cleavage furrow; intercellular bridge. Gene Ontology annotation, biological process: nuclear chromosome segregation; mitotic cytokinetic process; mitotic nuclear division.
CCCAUGGCAGUUUGUAAUGGUUGUGUUGUACAAGUUAUCCUCCCUUGAAAACUUAAAUGAUUAUAUUUCAGCUUUAAACUUGAUUCUAUACUUUAAAAUAAAUGUACAUACAGAACUUGAUAUUUUGGAGAGCUAGAGCGCUAGGUUGAAAUAUUGGCUACGUUAGCCUGUUCCUUACAAAAAAAUCAGAAGCCCAUAUCUCAAAAAUGACUAACGAUGGAUCUCAGACCAUCAUCUCUUUACAAGAUGUAGCUAACAAAAACAAGUGUAUUCCCUGACGACACAGAAUGUGUUUUACAGCAGCAACCAGUGAGGUAAAGUGCAUAUUUUACGCACCAGCGCGGGGAGGGAGAGCAGAGAGUGUGCUGAUUUGCCAAUGGUAGAGUCCAACAGCUGAUUGUUUGCUCGAGAGUCGAGACACUAAACACAGAGCGAGGGAUCUGCGAGCGCUUCGCGCAGUAUACGAGGUUGGAAAGGUUGUCAGAGUACUUCACUGGCGGGACGUGGCUAUGAGGAUGUCCGUGGGGAGGAGAUGCUUUUAAGGAAAAGCUUUCUGGCCCUCCAUCCCCAAGGACCUCACACUCACACCGCUCUCACCUCCUCUGAGGGCGACAGCAGAUAAAUCUCUGGAGUGUCACGACUAAGCACACCUCAAGCUCCCAGGAGAGAGACAGAGAGAGAGAGAGAGAGAGAGAGAGAGAGAGAGAGAGACAGAGAGAGAGAGGGAACGAGAGUGAGAGGGACAGAGAGAGAGAGAAAGAGUGAGAGAUCCCAGUUGACCCCUCCCUGGGCACAUCGCCUCACAGUGCCAAGAGCGACAUUCAGCUCUGCUUCCUGCUCUCUCUUUCCCAUUGCCGGCAGCCUCCUCUUCCUCCCCCCGGUUCCUUAUUCAGGUCUGGCUCUUGCCCGUACCUGGUCUAAAUAAUUAGGCCAGUGGACAGUCUGCUUGUCCUGACCCGUGGUGUGGCGUGUCAUGUAGCGUGCAACAGGGCUGCAGUGUCGUCAGGCUCCUGAUUAAACACCGAACCCAAUUAAGAGGGAGAGAGGUGGGGAAGGCCCAUCUGGAGUGUGACUCUUUCUCUCACACACACACACACACACACACAUCUCACACCUGAAGACACCUGACUCAGCCCAGCAGUCUGCCCCUUGACACACACACACACUCAGACACACUCACACACCUCCUCCUGCCCUCUUCCACAGCAGUGCUGUGCUCUCCGAGGAGUCUGUCCAUCUGUUAUCGCUAGCCUGUAAUUGCUGCUUGCUCUCAUUACACCUCGAAGGGACUGCUCAUUUGAAGGACGCAGCACAUUUCCUAUCCCUCUCUCGCCGCUGGGUAGAUUGGAUUUGGAGACGCUGGAGAGGUAAUUGCCAUUGACAGAGGAACUUAAUGAAGGAUCUCAGGGCAGUCAUGGCCAUGGAUUAUUGGCAGCACUGAGGCCUCGGCGCUUCGCCGUCUGAUCCAGAAACGCUUCCACCUUAUCCAUGACAUUUCGAAGGAAUUACUCUUGAAUCUGGGCAAACUGCUGGAGAAGUUCAAACUAAGGAAGACUUCUAGGCACUCACUGUCUGGCUGGCCCUUAACUCACUGUCUGCAAGGCAGGGCAGGUGCAGUAAUUAAUUUUUGGCCUGCCAGUAAAAGCUGUUUUUAGUGAAUGUUGAAAAAGGCAGUGGAGAUGAGUAAAACAUCAAAUUCCUAGCCCCCCUCCCCCUCCCAUACUCUUCCCUCUCCCUCUGAGCCUACAGCACUGAAGGGUUUUGACUCAUUUAACAGAACUCCCCCCUGCUGUCACUCUGAUAAUCCCCCCCCAGUCCUUUUUUGUGUCUCUGAUAGAUUUUACCCCCCCGCUCCGUUUUUUAACCACCCACACCCUCCCCUCCUACCCUGCUCAACCGCCCGCCCGUCGUGCCCGCUGUGCUAUGCCCCACUGCUGCCACCGUCCCAUCCUGGAGUCAUGCCCAUCCCCGAGAUGGCUCUGACCCCCGUCAAGUCUCUGCAGUGGGAGGUGUUCCCGCCCAUGCCCACGCGGCGGGUCUACUGCACGCCGGUGCUGCACGACGGCCUGCUCUAUGUGAUGGGCGGCUGCAGCGAGAGCGGCCUGCCCCUGGACGCCGUGGAGGCGCUGGACCUGGAGAGCCAGCACUGGUACACGCUGCCGCCCCUCCCCACCGCCAGGGCGGGGGCCUCGGCCGUGGUGCUUGGGGGCCAACUCGUGGUUAUGGGCGGCAUGGAUGCCCAGCAGAGCCCGCUGGCGUCGGUGGAGGUGUACAGCAUCGAUGAGGGGAAGUGGGAGAGGAAGGCUGGACUGGGGCAGCCUUCUAUGGGCAUCACGGCAGUAGAGAAAGAUGGGAAAGUGUACGCGCUGGGCGGGAUGGGAGCGGACACAUCUCCCCAGGCCCUGGUGAGGGUCUAUGAGCCGGCCAAGGACCAGUGGCUGCCCCUCGCCACCAUGCCCACGCCCCGCUACGGAGCCGCCUCCUUCCUGCGUGGGAACAAGAUCUAUGUGCUGGGUGGGCGUCAAGGUAAGCUGCCUGUGACGGCGUUUGAAGCCUUUGACCUGGAAGUGAAGAGCUGGACGCGUUUCCCCUGCAUCCCCAGCCGGCGCGCCUUCUCCUGCUGCGCGGCCACGGAGCGCGCCUUCUACAGCCUGGGGGGGCUCCAGCAGCCGGGGCCACACAACUUCUACUCCCGGCCCCACUUCGUCAGCACCAUGGAGGAGUACGACACCGAGCAGGGUGUUUGGCUGAAGCCCACUCGGAGCUCGCGCAUGAGGGAGAAGCGGGCAGACUUCGUGGCCGGCUGUCUCGGGGGCCGAGUCAUCGCUGCGGGUGGUUUAGGUAACGAGCCCACCCCCCUGUCCUCCGUGGAGAGCUACAACCACGUGAAGAGGAGGUGGGAGUAUGUGGCACCUCUCCCCAGUCCCCGCUGCUCCUGUGCCUCCCUCCAAACUCCCAGCAUGCUCUUCCUCAUCGGUGGUGUCUCCCAGGGCCCCAGCGACGCGGUGGAGGCCCUCUGUCUGAGAGAAAGUGUCUGACUCAGACGCGGCGUCACACACCGGUAUGAGAUGGGACACACACAGUGUACCUCCCCUCUCUCUCUGCAUGUCACCAUGGCAGUGUGUCCGAUAACAGAGACAGACAACCCAACAGAGGGGACUUUGGAUCCUUCCUUUGAACAGUGUGGAGACGAUCUGCGGUGACAAGGACAGCGACCCCCUUCUACCUUUGCUCCCAAGGACAUUGGAAGUUUCACACAAGCAAGCAAGCAAAAAAUCAACAAAUAAAUAAAUAAAUGAAGUAAUCCCUCCCAAAACACAGACAGACAACAUUACGGACGCCUUUGAACUGCAAGGCACUUUUCAGGAUGAAAGCAGGGUACUUUUCUGGAAAAAAUAAACUCAAAGGAACUAAGGGCCAUAUCUAUCCACAAGCCACUGCAGAGUCUGUCGACAGUGGCAGCUUUAGCACUUUUUUCUAUUACCUGAGAGAAACAAAAGAGGGGAAACAAAAACUAUGAAAAAUUAAGGGGAAAGUUGUGAUGAAGAAACAAAAAGUUUGAGUGUGUUUAUGUUUGUUUGUUUGUGUGUGUGUGUGUGUGUGUUUGUCUGUGUGUGUGUUUUUGUAGUUUGACAGCCAUGCAUGAGAGAAAUGCAGGGAAAGCUCACUCCUCAGACUCGGUUGAUUCUAAUGCUGAUGUUAACACUGUAGCAGGUUGCAGGAAACUGGGGCACACAGAUGAGAAGAGUCGCAGGAUUCGGUGAACCACAGAUGUAAUUGUGAAGAGUGUGUUAUCAUUUACAAAAGACGCAACCACCCACACACACACACACACACACACACACACACAAAGCUCGCUGCAUAGGUUACCUCUGAGUUACAUAAACCGCCACUGAUUCUGUGGAGUCUCAAUUUAACAAACUGAUGGAAGGAUUUCUCACGCCAGACAAUGAUAUGAGAGUCUGUGUGUGUGUGUAUUUGUCCGUCUGUCUGUCUGUCUGUCUGUCUGUCUUUACAUCUGUGUCUGUGUGUGUGA